Messenger RNA from Ambispora gerdemannii, 1062 nucleotides. The record is from the annotation of a GenBank genome assembly. Lineage: Eukaryota; Fungi; Glomeromycota; Glomeromycetes; Archaeosporales; Ambisporaceae.
AUGUUAGAAAUUACAAUUACUGUAAAAUGCUCCAACGACACAAAGUAUUCGGUGACAAUUGACCCCUCUAAAACAGUGCUUGAAUUUAAACAAGCGAUUGCAGCAAAAAGUGACACUCCUGCAGAGCGGCAACGAUUGAUUUAUUCUGGGAAAGUAUUGAAAGAUGCUGAUACGUUGGAUACUUAUAAAAUUGCAGACGGCCAAACUGUUCAUAUGGUAAAAGGCUCUGCACCUGGGGGUACUUCUUCGCAGUCGUCAGGAGGACAACAAACACGUACAACACCUCCAGUAAACUCACAACCAACCCCUCAAACAAAUACUUCGCCCGGUAACCCGUUUGCUGCCUUCGGCCUUAAUCAAUUUGGAGGUCUUGGACAAGGAUUUGGUAGUGCUGGGUUAGGUGCAGGAACAGGUGGAGUGAAUCCGAUGGAUGCAAUACUUCAAAAUCCAGCCAUGGUUCAAAUGAUGAGUCAAAUGCUAAGAGAUCCACAAUUAUUGGAGAGUAUGAUUUCUGCGAGUCCACAAUUGAGCAGUAUGGCUCCUCAAAUACGACAAUAUAUGCAAAACCCUGAAUUUCAAGCAUUAUUGUCUAAUCCGGAGGCUUUAAGGCAAAUGGCAGCAAUGUCUUCUUUGAUGGGUGGUAAUUUAGGUCCAUUUACUGGUGGAUUUUCAGAUCUUGGCGGAUUAGCAGGCACAACAAACCCAAUACCACCUUCAACUUCAACUAAUCCUUUAUUGGAUCUUUGGGGAUUAGCCGCUGGUGGUGGUGGUACCGCACCACCAGAGGAACGAUUUCAGGUUCAACUUCAGCAAUUGAACGAGAUGGGAUUCUGGAAUGCUCAACAGAAUAUCAGAGCAUUAUUACUUUCUGGUGGAAAUGUUCCUGCUGCUGUAGAACUCUUGUUGAGUGGCAGUAUUGUCGUUGCUGAAGACGGCGAAAAUCCCAUUCCUUCUGGAGACGGCUUUGAAGAUGCUAUCAUAAAAAGACUUUAUGGACGCCGAUCUGUUUCUGACUGUAAGUCUGGUACAGUAUGUAAAGUAGAAGUUCAAGCUUUGGCGUAA